AUGGGUUGCCGGGCCGCGCCGCUGCUGCCGCUGGUGCUGCUGCUGCCGGGAGCGCUGGGCCGAGCGCGCGCGGAGGGGCGGCCGUGCCAGCCGGGCACGUACCGCGAAGCGCCCACCGCCAGCCACUGCGCGCCCUGCCGAGUCUGCGACGGACACCAACGGGAAUAUGUGCGGAACUGCUCUGAAUUUGCCGAUGCCAUUUGCAAAUGCGUCCCUGAGUACUCGUGCGGAGAGGCGGCAGAGGAGUGUGGCAAGUGUCCGUGUGCCCCUUGGCAGAAGCAGACAAGGAAAGGUUGCCAAAGCUGCUCUGAGGGGAUGCUUAACAAUCUGGCCGCAGAGGAGGAAGAUGUGAAUUGCAAGCCUGAAUGGAAAGGCCCCACACAACCUCCCACUAACGUUGCAGAGAUAGACAACCACCUGAUCCCCAUUAGCAUCACCCUAAUAAUGGUCCUGCUCCUCUGUGUGCUCACCCUACUGCUUUCCUGCGUCUUCAUCAGAUUCGGAGCCCAAGCAAAGCACCUGAAAUUGCCCCAUGAACAGUUGGCCCAAGAGGUAGAUGACUGUAGCUACCGCUAUCCAGAGGAAGAGGAAGGAGAGCACAGUAAAGCCAUAAGAGGACUUAAAGGGGAACUGCUGGAAAACAUUCCUUGACAAAUCACAGAGCUCCACAUCUUCAACAGGAAGCAAAGUGCUGUUUCCCUUGCCAAAUGUAGAAUUCAAACGGACCUUAGCAAAACUCAUCUCCCUAGUUCCUUACUAUAACUGGAGAUAUGUUUCAAGAAAUUCUUU
Varanus komodoensis (Komodo dragon) is the source of this 789-nucleotide messenger RNA. RefSeq names its product TNF receptor superfamily member 9 (gene TNFRSF9). Gene Ontology annotation, biological process: regulation of cell population proliferation. Gene Ontology annotation, molecular function: signaling receptor activity; cytokine binding. Gene Ontology annotation, cellular component: external side of plasma membrane. Bases 1 to 651 code for a protein of 216 amino acids. The transcript has 6 exons. NCBI's taxonomy places the organism in Eukaryota, Metazoa, Chordata, Lepidosauria, Squamata, Varanidae. The record is from RefSeq and is a predicted model, not a curated record.